AAGUUUCCGUGUUCUGUUAUUGGUUAUCUUUGCCACGUGGACCGCGGUUUGGAUUCUGCUGUUGUCAGUCCAUGUAGAAAUUGGGUUUGUGACACGAACUGAACAGUUGCAUGUUAGCGUUAGCCGUUAGCACAAAGCUUACGUCGCCUUUAAUAAAAUGUACUAUAAACCUUUUCCAUGCUAGCAAACUCACACAGUCUACAUCUUAAAUGUUCAAAUGUGUCCAAGCAUGAGUUUGGGCAAUAAAGGCGUAUUUGGAGCUAAAUAUAUGUGAAAUGUGCAUCAUAAAUAGCCAUUUGUUUAUUCUCCCUGUGUAAAACUAGCGUCAUGUUUACGUAGAAGCACUGUCAGUAAACUGCGCGCACAUACCUCGUCUUUGUUUCUGUAGGGCUAUACCAGAGAUAACGGCUCUAUAUUUAUCGGUUUAUGAAUAAUCUAGGAUCUAGUGAAUAUGGUAACUAUUAGUUACGAUCCUUAUUUGUGAAGGUGUGUGUGAAUGGGUGAAUGAGACUGUAGUGUAAAGCGCUUUGGAGUCCCCUGGCUCUGAAAGGCGCUAUACAAGUGUGGGUCAUUUAUCAUCCUCAUCAUCAUCUAUUUCCCAAGUUGUUGCAGCAGGUAUAAUGAGGAAAGCUGGUGUGACUUGUGAAACUGAGUUCUAUUUAAUUUUCUAGUUUAUUGAAUUUCACACAGUUGCAUGUAUUCUAAGGCUAAUUUAUUUACAUCUGGAUGUUCAUUCUAGGAACUGAAAUUGAAGGAUAGGUAUAGAACUAAUCUGCUGUACCCUAUCUGGGAGAAAAUACCAUGUUUAUUUAAUUUUUAAUUUUAAUUAAACAUUAAAAUCACUGGACACAACUAGUGGUGAAACUGAGCAACAUGAUAACAUAUAAAAUGUAAAAAGAUUAAUUGAUCAUAUAUUCAGGAGCUAAACAUUUGCAUAUUGGAUUUGUGGCAUUUGACUGCUCAUCCAAAAGUGUCUGUUCUGACAAGUAGCGUUUUUCCACCGUUAUGCUCAAAGUCUUUUCUGUGGAAACUGGCAUCGUAUGUAAAGUAGAUCUUUGUGAAAACUUCCUCUGCAAUGCAGGCUCACCAUGCCAGGAGCUUGUUAGCCAAGUUUAUGGUCAUAUUCUUCUCUGACUGGAUAAAAAGCCAGUCAAUAUUAAAAAUGUGGAACACACUAUUUAUUAUUUCUGAUUAUAAUCAGACACACUGCAUUUUUCAUGCAGGCUGAACAUGAAAAUAGUUUCCUACACCCAUGUCUUGCAUUAGCUUCUAGAAACUCUAGGAUUUGAAAAUUGUGACAGAUCUGGAUCACACUGUCACUUACCAUUCAUAAAGUCACCCAACUUGAGUUUCAAAGGGGAAGGCUGUUGUUGGCUUAGCGUCCAAGAAACAGAAUGUCCUGACUAGUAGAUGCUAACCUUUAGCAUUAGCAACUCCAUUAUCCAGCAGAACACCUUCAGCCAUAAAGGUAUAGCAAUCAAUGUUUUUUUCCUGGUUGAAUCACGUCAACCAUUGGUCCGCAAAAAUGUCAAUUUCUUUUGAAGCCAAUCCUAGGUUAGUUUUCACCUCCUGCGCAUGCGUACUCUGUGCACCCCCUCACUGUCAUGGAAGUCAGGAAGAGGCUAACGCGGUCCAGUCUGCUCCCCACAGACGCCGCUGUUGCCGGUUUUUCUGCUCGAGAGGCAAGCUAACGUUCUGCAUGCUAUUUUUAGAGCCUCUUAUUACACAUUACAGCCGGCAGCUACUUAUAAACAGGUGCUGGGAGAGUGUUGUGCAAUGUGGAGAGGGCGGUUCUUUCCUAAAAUUCAGAAACAUCGAUUGCUAUACCUUUAAGUUAUUUGUGGCGAUAAAACAUCAAUGAUGCAGAGCAAAUAGUCAGUGGUAGUUGCGUUGCUAUUAGUCAUUCAGAGACAUGAUUCCAAAUAUCAGUAAAUAAGACUCCAAAUAAUGCCUUGUUAAGCUCUUUGAUGGUGUGGUCUUUAAUUUCUUCCAGUUUUGACUUUUAUUAAGCAACAUUGACUGUACAUUAAUUAAUCAAGAUACACUUGUUUUAAUGGUUGUGCAGGCCACCAUUUAAAUGGCUUUUAAAUGGCACACCAUUUACAUGCUGCUUGGCACAGCUAAGUAUGCCAGAUUGUAAAUGGUGCAGACCUACUGCUAGUCCCACUCAGGGAACCGUCCGUUUAAAAUGUUCUCAUUUUACAUGUUUUCUUGACUAGCUUUAACUCUUAUACACUUGACUGUUUCUCUUCAUAGGGGGACAUUUAUGUAAGCCUCUUCAUGUUUUUAAGAAUAAUAAUAUUUUUUGUUUCGUAAUCGUAUUAGUGGUUUUCUCUGUAAUCACUUAUGACACUUUUUCCAACAGCUCUACUCAGUGCAACACAAAUCAAAUUGGUCCAGCUGAGCAGCUUGUCCAUCAUUAAUGGGCUGUGUUUGCCAUUAGCGUUUCAUGAACAAUUUAAAACUGAUUCACCCUCAGUUCCAUCAGAUGUUUUUGGAUGUGUUUUAGCUCUUUGCUUCACCUCAAAACACAUUACUUGUACAUUUACUUCCAGCUUCUGCCAUGAUGCCAAAAAAAAAAAAAUUCUUCUGCUUUUUAUUGACUGUCGCUGAACUGAAAAAGCUAACUGCUAGUCUUUAUACGAGCUGUCGGCACAGUAAUCAGCUAACAGCGUUGAAGCAGGUAGACCCUUGGACAUGAAUACAUAGACACCCCAUUAGGGGCUGGAGAGAGGAACAGCAUCACUGCCAUAUAGGGAGCCUAAGUCUUCUCCCCUUCUGGCCGGCUCAUGGGUUCCCGGAGGAACGAAAAAAUAAGAGUCAAUGGGGCUAAAAGAGCUAUUUUCUAAUCCGCUUUGUCAUAGGCUCUGAAUUGCACAUAUAUUGUACUUCAAAUUAAUUGAAAACCAAUGAUGAGUGUUUUCACCACGCCAGUGACAUACUUUGAAAUUCAUCAGCUUGUAAAAUUUCGUAAUUAUCAUGACUACAAAUCAGACAUUGGUACAUCGCAUAUCUGUUACUUAUUUAGGAUUUCAAGGUCGCUGAACUUACAGCCAUCUUCCCUCUGUUUUUCUCCGUGUCUGGUUAGAUGACGUCACUUUUGUGAAGCGCAUUUGUAGUCCUGGACUUAUUUCACACAAAACCUGAAAUGGCGUUUCCCCUCGUUUGGAAACAAGCGCAUUCUUGGUAUCAAAAUUUGUCUUUAAAUUCACUGACAUCAAAUGUGAAGUCCAUAGCACAUAACAAGCAGACUUAGAAAAUAGUGCUUUUAGCCUCAUUGACUUGCAUUCUUUUUUUCUUUUUUUCAUUCUUCCGGAGACCCAUGGUCCAGAAGAAGAUGGGCGGACUUAGGCUCCCUAUUGGGAGAUGUCAGCUUUGUGUGGUACCAGCUGCCAAGAUCUUGGUCACCCAUCCACAGAGAAAGAAGACAAAGAGCAUCCACGUCUACUCAUUCCAGAGUUAUGUCGACUCUUCUACCAGUUAGGAUGGGUAACGGGUACAGGAGGUGGGAUCAGCCUGAGGCGAGGUGAUCAGAUUUACGUUGCGCCGUCAGGUGUCCAAAAAGAGAGAAUUCAGCCAGAAGAUAUGUUUGUGUGUGACACAGAGGAGAGAGACAUCAGCUUCCCACCUGCCUGGAAAAAGUUAACGAAAAGUCAAUGUACACCGCUUUUUAUGAAUGCCUACACUAUGAGAGGGGCACAGGCAGUUAUACACACCCACUCGAAGGCUGCUGUCAUGGCAACGCUGCUGUAUCCUGGAAAAGAGUUCAGGAUAACGCACCAGGAGAUGAUAAAGGGGAUUCGUAAGGGCACCUCAGGCAUAAACUAUCGAUAUGAUGACAUGUUGGUGGUGCCUAUUAUUGAGAACACGCCAGAGGAGAAGGACCUGAAAGACAGGAUGGCUCGGGCCAUGGAACAAUACCCGGAUUCAUGUGCCGUGCUUGUCCGCCGACACGGUGUCUAUGUUUGGGGCGAGUCUUGGGAAAAAGCAAAAACUAUGUGUGAAUGCUAUGAUUACCUGUUCGACAUUGCCGUCCAGAUGAAGCGGUGUGGAUUGGACCCCUCGGACCUUCCAGUGGAAGAAAAGGGAAUAGUCUGACAUUUGCUGGCGCUCAUUGUACAGACAUUUGUUACAAAAGGGUUAGUUGAGUUCAAUCAGGAGGGCAGAUUGUAAUCAUUUGCCUUUCACGGCAGGCUGGUUCAAAAUUGAUGAAAUUUGAUGGUAAGGGCAAAUGCAGGACUGAAGAUCGAAUGGCUGCAAUCUGGAAGUACCUGGAGGUACACUGUAAAGCACUGUGGGACAACUCACUAGAGACUCGCUGUCAAACCGAUGUCCUCAGGUUCAAAUGCUUUAUUGUUCAAGCCUGACUGCUCUGGAAUCAAGGUUUUGCUGUAUGUCAUGAAUAAAAGGAACAUAGAUUUCUCACCUAAUCUGAAAUAUUUUUAACUUCUUCCGCCUCACUGAAUGAAAGAUUUUGCGACUUACAGAUUUUGUGUGUAGCUAUUUCUGCCAGUUUUAUUUUUAAGCCAUAUUUCAAGUUAAAUCAUUUAGAAAUGAGAUACAACUUUGAGUGGUGGAAUAAACAGCUUACACCCAA
This is a messenger RNA of Nothobranchius furzeri (turquoise killifish), 4597 nucleotides long. Lineage: Eukaryota; Metazoa; Chordata; Actinopteri; Cyprinodontiformes; Nothobranchiidae. The record is from RefSeq and is a predicted model, not a curated record.